Molecule: messenger RNA, 729 nt
Organism: Onychostruthus taczanowskii (white-rumped snowfinch)
Lineage: Eukaryota; Metazoa; Chordata; Aves; Passeriformes; Passeridae
Gene: SIAH3
Product: siah E3 ubiquitin protein ligase family member 3
Exons: 2
Coding region: 1-729 (242 amino acids)
Biological process (GO): multicellular organism development; proteasome-mediated ubiquitin-dependent protein catabolic process
Cellular component (GO): cytoplasm
Molecular function (GO): ubiquitin protein ligase activity; ubiquitin conjugating enzyme binding
Source: RefSeq, a predicted model, not a curated record
AUGCUUUUCUUCACCCAGUGCUUUGGGGCUGUGUUAGAUCUUAUUCACCUGCGGUUUCAGCACUACAAGGCAAAGAGGGUUUUCUCAGCUGCCGGGCAACUUGUCUGCGUCGUCAACCCAACACACAGCCUCAAGUAUGCACCGACCCGCUGUGCAGCUGCGCAGGCGUCCACAGAGCAAGGCAUCCUUCCUCCCUGCCAUCACCACGAAGCAGUGCACGACCCCCAGCUGGUCCCCUGCACGUGCCCGCUCUUCUCCUGCCCGUGGGAAGGGCAUCUGGAGGUGGUGGUGUCCCACCUGAGGCAGACCCACCGCAUCAACAUCCUUCAGGGCGCGGAGAUUGUCUUCCUGGCCACGGACAUGCACCUGCCUGCACCCACGGACUGGAUCAUCAUGCACUCUUGCCUUGGCCACCAGUUUUUGCUGGUCCUCAGGAAGCAGGAGAAGUAUGAGGGCCACCCCCAGUUCUUCGCCACGAUGAUGCUGAUCGGCACGCCCACCCAGGCCAACAACUUCACCUACCGGCUGGAGCUCAACAGGAACCAGAGGCGCCUCAAGUGGGAGGCGACCCCCAGGUCGAUCCUGGAGUGUGUUGACUCUGUCAUUUCAGAUGGGGAUUGCCUUGUGCUGAACACUUCCCUGGCUCAACUCUUUUCUGACAACGGAAGCCUAGCGAUAGGAAUUGCGAUAACCACCAGCAAAGUUCACAGCUCCGAAGCUGAAAUGUGA